Molecule: messenger RNA, 2218 nt
Organism: Cydia pomonella (codling moth)
Lineage: Eukaryota; Metazoa; Arthropoda; Insecta; Lepidoptera; Tortricidae
Exons: 3
Coding region: 162-920 (252 amino acids)
Source: RefSeq, a predicted model, not a curated record
CAUUAAUGCCACGGUCGCUCGCGCAUGCCUGAGCCAGUGUAGAUCGGCGCGCCAGAGAGAGCACACGCGGUGCAACUGAUAACCAACAUUUGGUCUACCUGUUCAGUGACGUCACGACCUUCGAAUUCGUACAUUUAUUUACGCCGGUUGAAUUAUAAAAGAUGAAGACAUUAAGAGCACUAUUUAUCGUCGCACUGUACCUAGCGGUCAUCGAUCUCGGCUCCGCGGAGCAGAGCGAGCACGAACACCACAAACAGAUCCGCCACAGACCAAAGAGACAGUACCUAGGCGACUAUGGCUACCACCCGGCGUGGUACCGCCCGUACUACCCGGAAGACCGAAGAGACGACAGGAGUCAACAGGACUUGCUGCCUCAUAUCUAUAGGUUACUAGAAGAAAUUUCUGACUUAGUCCGCCGUCCUCCUCCUCCACCGCCACCGCCUCAACCGAUCUACAUACCCUACCCCGUCCAGUACCCGUGCCAACGAUGCAAAUGUCCUACGCUGCAAAAGCCGAACGUUACAAGCAGGUUCCCGGAGAUGGAGGACUCGAACCAGAACUGGGGGUACGACGACACCAACGAGCCGGAGGACGACUUCAACAACAACAGGCCGAUCAACUUCGACCCCAUCGCGCCGCCGGCGGUCACCUCCCGCCCGCCGCCCAGCGUCGAGCAUGGCAGCAGCCAGGCUUCGGUAAACACACAGGAAGGCAGGGUAGGUUCCAACACCCGUCGUCCGAAGCGCUGCGACGCUAUGGUACUCUCCUGCUGUGACCCCUCGCAGUCCAAGCAACAGCAGCGCGCCUGCUUCGUCUCAGGCAACUGCGCGUCCUACUUCGACAAACGCGAUGUAUGCUCCAAGCAGUUCGUCCAGGAAGUGCUAGACACGUUCGCAUCGGCGUACGCUCCGACACAGUGAGAACUGUUAGAUCGGGAAACGACUUAGUCAUGAUCAGUAUUUAUUUGGUGUUAAAUGUUGUUGGUGCUGUACCGUGUUCAAGUUACGUGACGAGAUUGCUUAAGGUCUGGGUUAUCGCUGUCAUUGAUUGGCAAACUAUUUGAAACAAACUCUGUCACCUAGGUAGUCCAGUAGAUGUAUUUUUUUAUCUGGCAUCUAGGUAAAUAUAUUAUUAGUAUAUUUCAUAUCGAAAUCGUGAUUUAAAUUCGAUUAAUGUAGCAAAUAUAUUUAUUUAUUUUUAUGAUUAAACGAAAAAGAAAUGAGUAACAUUUUAAACGUAGUUAUCAAUUGGACCGAACCGUAAUCAAAUGAACUUAAUGUUUCAAUGCACGGUGAACGCGACGUCUGUAAAAAUACAGUCACUAGAUGUAAUGUAUUUGGUUAUGUUUUCAAGUUUCUUUUUUGAUGAAGCUUAAGUGUUUUUCGAUUGUUUUAAGCAUCGUUCUUCUUGGCAUAAAAUCUCAAUCUACGAUCAAUUGGUACAUUUAUUUACGCCCUAUUGCUAAGUUUAUUUUGAUGACAUAAGAAUUGUUUUUAGUCUAUACGCUAAAGUGACUUGCGAGUUUUAAUCAAUAAAAUAUUGAUUAUUCUUUGUAUGCUUGUGAAGGUCAUGCUUAAAAUGUUGAAGGUGUUUCAUUAGGGAGUCCGGUUUUUGAGUUUCCUUGCUGAAACUCGUCUUACCUUAAAUGUACCCCUACUGGAUACAUCUUCAGUUUCGAUGCCAUAAUUACACUAGUUCCUUGUACUUAGUUAUGUUUAAACAAUGCAUUUUCAUGCUUUAAGUAUAUGACAUUAUAUUUAACUCGAUCAUUGAAAAAUAUUCGGACUGCAGCAGAGAUUCUUCUUUUUAAUUUUGCGGUAGACAACAUACCUAAUGUUGAAAAAAUAUUUUUAAGGUGAAUCUAUUGCUUGUUAAGUUAAUGUGCGGUAAAUAAAACUGCUAAUGACCAGCCACUUAAGAAAAUAUCAUACAGUCACUUUGUGUAAUGUAAUUUACUUAAAAUGAAAUCCACAUACAUAAAUAUUUCCGUUAAUUUAAUUACAAAUAUAAAAAAUAUAUAUUUUGUAGAUAUUUUGGUAACAUUGUCAGUUAUUGGGUUGGCUAGUUAUUAUUUUACCGGACAUCUAAAAUUGGCAACUAUCUGUUAUAAUGUGACGAAUGUAUGUGAGUGUUUGGAUGGUUUGUAAGUUGGUGCUCUUGUAAAAACUGUUAACAAAGCAACUGUUUAUUAAGUUUAAUAUACAUCAAUAAACUAAUA